AAACAUUUUGUUUUAAUGCAUAGAAAAUAGGCAGGUCUGUACUUUAUGCAGAACAGUUUAACCUCAAUUUACAUGUAAGAUUUGCAUGAGUUUUAUUUUUACCACAAGCGGUUCAGUUUCUGUUUUACGAACUGUAUACAGGCAGAGCUGAUUAAUUCAUAAACGAGAUGGCAUGCAGAUUGUUGUAAUUUGCUGGUUGUUUUAUACACGUCUGGUUAAACAACUGAACAAUACUGCCUGUUGCUUUUUGUACAGUUAAGGCUCAGAAGAUGUUUAGACGCAGGAAAGUUGUUCUGGGGGUAUCAAAGAAAAACCCAGCAGACUACACCGCCCAGCCUGAGGAACAAGUAGAAACAAGAACCAGACCAAGCUACAACAGGAGGAGCUACGCAGGAGUAACUCCACAAAGAAUUCCAGGCGAGUUUGCUGACCCACUGGAUAGGUUUGCGAAAUAUAGGCGAAGAUCUGCAAACAUUGAAACAUUGAGAAAAGAAGCAAAUGACAUAACUGAAACACCAGUAAGAGACCAAGACUUUAAAUAUAGCAGAAGGAAAUUCCGAUCUGAAGAAGAUUUGCUAUCAGAUACUAAGGACACUACCCCAACUGCCAGUUGUUCAACUUUACAUGUGCAGCAUUUAGAUUUGAAUGAAGGCGCUUCAAGAAAAUUGAAAUCUGAAGAAAAACUAAAUACCUCAGAGCCUGGAACAAGCAUACUCAUUAAUACAGAAAAGGAAAGUGAUUCAGAGGACAGUGAAUUCAUACUGAAACCUAAAGAAGCAGAAUACUCAAAACCAGUUUUAAAAGAACAAAUUACAAUAGCAAAUACAUGUCAGGAUUCAGAAGAGAGAAAAGAAACUGAUAGCACUAAUGAAAAAUCUACUCCAGAAAUAAAGGAAUUUGUCUUGUCACACCCAGGGCAAACACCUGAAAAGAUUAGUACUGCACAAAGUCAAGGAGAGGGUAAUAAACCAAAACAGCAACCAAUUCCAGCUCCAAGAACCAGUUUGAUCUUACAGUCAAAUCAAAGUGACAUACAUCAGGACCAAAAGCAAAGUAUUACCAAGGAGACUGAAUCAGAAGUUGUACCAGUCAAAAUCCCUGUUGAAGAGGCACCCAAACCAAAGCCAGUUUCUACAGAACAGCAGUGGAAGAACAACAACAAGCCAACAUCACCACCAAGCCAGGGGUCUGACAAAGAAGCCAGCAAGUCAAACAGUAUCAGUUCUUCAGACUCAAGUAAACACCAAUCUCAUUUGGCAUCUGCUGAACCUAGGAAAGCUCCUGUAAAACCUGAUCGACCAAAGCGGAAGGCAAAACUACAAAAGCUGCAACAGGAUAGUUUAGGCACAACCACUUUAGGUUCAACCUCUAGCUCCCCAGGCUCAACCUCCCCAUCUCUCUCGCCUUCUCCAUCUCCAUUGUUCCUAGAUAGUUCUAGUUCUGAUCCAAUGAAAACAUCACAUGAAGAGAAAGAACCUAAGGGUCAAUCAACUGAGGCAUCAGUGACAAGUAAACCCACAACUUACCUUCAUAUAGUAUCUCCACCAAAAUUUACCAGCCCUGGGAGUGCCAGCCAGGCAAUAUCUUGGAAAUCUGUGGGCUAUCUGCCCCAAACAAGUCCUACUAGAGACUUCCCUCCACCUCUUGCCCCUAAUUCCACAGACACAAAUGCCAAGUCAUGCCAAGAAGAUGAGAUUAUUCCACAAGUUGCAAAAUCGAGGGUAGAACAUCCAGUUGAUAUUGAAAAAGAAGUGACCAACAUUGAACUUAAUCCUGUAACAUCUGAAGAAGAGCAAGACAUGGAGAAUAAAAAAGCUUGCAGAGACGAAUUGGCCAAUCUCCGUGCCCAGUUUUUUGCUGAUAUGGACUCAGUUGCUGACCAGAGCUUUGAUUUUGUCCCAACGCUGGUCACUGCUACAGGAGGGGCAAGAGUUAGGUCCAGUGGGUCAGUGAGUGAGGACGAAAUUCAGCCAGUAUCCAUAAAGCGGAAAGUUUCACCAACAGGACAGAAAGAAGAAGAGGAAGAUAAACUUGGAGUGGAAGAGCACAGAAUCUUACCUGUAAUGCAAGAACAUGAUGCAUCUCUCCCAAAUCUCCAUGAUAUGGAAGAAGGUGUUGAAGAGGAUCAGAUACAAUCAGAAGUAGCUCAGAGGAGAGACAUAUCCCAUAUGGAACAGGUUGGUGACAUAGUGCUACUCCCAGUGGAACAUGUUGUCUUAAAUGAAGCAGCACCUAGCCAUGGACAGAAUGGGCUGACUGAACCCCAGGAGCUUCAAGGGUACAGCUUGGAUGGGAGUAUUGAUGAUGUGAAAGAGGACUUCCCUGUUGCCAGAAGUCACAGCCCUGUCUCCAUAGAAGAGGAACCCAUAUCUCCCAUAGCUCUGGUAAAGAAAGAUCCCACCAUAUUUAUAGACAAUACAUUGAAUUUCAUUGUGAAUGACAGUGGGAAUGAUCACAGUGAUAGGUCAGUGGCUGUUGUGGAAGAAAACAAACAAGCAGGUAUUGAAAUGCUUGCAGAACUUGUUGCAGAUGAUGCCUAUGACAGGGCUGUUAUUCAGAAUGGUGGAAUUCACAGCUCUAAUGGAAAAGAUGAUAUAACGGAAGAUGAUGGGGUAAAGGAAGACCACAUUAUUAAAGAGAUCAAAAGUGAACUGAAACCAGAUAUCAAUUUCCCUGUUGAAACAGGCAUACCAGUAUCUGAUGGCAGUGAGAUUGAACAAGAUGAAACUGAAGAUGGGACAGCAGUGCACAUCUCCAGGGAAUAUUUCCCAGAAAAUCAGUGCAAGUCUGUCCCAGAUCUAACAGAAUUAGAUGAUCCAGAAGAAAUCUGUGAGAAAACUCUCCCAGAAUCUCAAGACUUUCAACAGUCUCAGCAGAAGUCAAGUGAAUAUUUCCCAGAAAACCAGUGCAAGUCUGUCCCAGAUUUAACAGCACUUGAUCAGACAAAUGUUGUGCUCACUUCCACUGGGGAUGUGAUAUCUGGACGAGAUGAAGUGGAACCUGCCAUGGCUGAUGAAUAUUUCCCAGAAAACCAGUGCAAGUCUGUCCCAGAUCUAACAGCACUUGAUCAGACAAAUGUUGUGCUCACUUCCACUGGGGAUGUGAUAUCUGGACGAGAUGAAGUUGAACCUGCCAUCGCUGAUGAAUAUUUCCCAGAAAACCAGUGCAAGUCUGUGCCGGACCUAACAGAACUUGACAGUCCACCAGUAAAAAAAAUAACUGAUACACCUGAGUACUUUCCUGAGAAUCAGUGUAAAUCUAUUCCAGAUUUCCAAGCAAUGGACAGUUCACAGCAGCAGACAAGUGGGGAUAAUCAGGGAACUGAUGUCCCCAAGGCAACAGGUCGGGAGGAAUAUUUCCCAGAAAACCAGUGCAAGUCCAUUCCAGAUUUGGUUGGUUUAGGUGAAAUGACACAAGGAAAUAAUAAACCAGGUAUUAAUAUACAAGAUCCUGGCCAGAAGCCAGAUGAAGUUGUCUCCCCACUGUCUCCAGUACAGCCAGCCAAGUUCACACUAGGUGGAGAUGACGACAGCCCUACAAUCAUUCCACCUGUCAUCAGUUUUGGCACCACACAAAGUAAAACUACGUCCACUCCUCCCAAGCCACCCCGUAAUACGAAAGCUAUAGAUAAGGCCAUGGAGAUUGCCAGAGAGGUGGAACCUUCCCAUGUUUUCCAUAAAGAGGAGGUGGAAGUCACCUCUGGGGAAAAUGAACUGGAGAAGGAAAGAAAGCAACUUAUCUCACAAAUGAAAGUGAGGAGAAAGAAAGUUGCCACAUGGAAAGGGGUUCCAGAGAGUCCCCCAAUGCCAGCCACCAGUGGGAAACCACUGAACAGCAUGAAGAGGUAUGAAGAACGCAAGAAGCAGAUUCAGAAGCAGCAGCCAGAUGUAAUCCCCAAGACCAAGGCUCAAGGAGAAGUGGAAUCGCAUUCAAUCAGAGACCAAGACCUGACAAAAAAGCACUGGGAAGAAAAACUUGCGGAAGAAGAAGAAAAAAAAAGUUUUCGAAAGCAACACAAACAUAAAAACCAUGAAGGGGAGCAUGACAACAGACUGAAGGAGGAAUCAUUCAUUUCAGAGGAUGGCCUCAAAUACAGAGAUGAGAUGAUCCAGGAUGAGAAGAAUAUUAAAAGCCUUGACACAGACAAUGACAAAUAUGCCAGUGAAAGUGCAAUAGACAGGGAAAUCCGUCUUGCAACAGAGCGUGAAGAACGCCUGAGAAAAGAGCGGGAAGACAGGCUCCUAGAACUGCAUCUAAAGCCCACACCGCAUAGUGUCCAGUCAAAACAGCCUCCAGCAAAGCAGCAGACGACAUCUGCCAAAUCUCCUACCAAUGCUGGAGGUGACAGCUGGUCUUCCAAGCCAAUGUCGUCUGCAGAAAGCUCUGUUGUACAAGACCAGCAUGAGGAGAGGCAUAUAAUGAAGAGACAGGGACUUAGUCAACCUGUGCCUGGAUAUGAAAAGGAGCAGCAACAGAGUGAAUUUGAAAGACAAGAAAAGGAGGAAGAAAGGCUGUCAGCACAUGAAAGCAUAGUUGAAAGAGAAAUCCGUCUUCAGAGAGAGCGUGAAGAGAUCAUUGCUCGUGAGCGUGAGAGAGCUUACCAGCAGAAAAUAGAAGAGUCAAAAAAGAAAACAUCUCCUCCAACUUCUUCAGCACCACACAAGGAAAAGAGUCAGGCCGCCUCAGGUGGAUCUUUAAAGCUCCAUAUUAGUUCUCCAGUGGCAUCAACUACAAAACCAGCAGUGAAGACAUCCAGCGCUCCAAGUGGUGAAACAAUGGCCGAGGGAAAACAUUUUGCUCACCCGGGGGAGAGUCGAAUUGCUCGGGAAUUACGAGAGCAACGUGAAAGAGAGGAAGAAAUACAGCGUCUUCGACGCCAAAUGUCUGGUUCACAAGGUAAAGCCAGUGACUGUGGUGACCAAGAUGAGGCUGACACCAAGUCUGUGGACGUGCCACAACAGCCUAGUGGGACUUGGCAGAAAGAGGUGAAACCAUUCAAAAGGGAAGGUUAUUCUUUCAGUGCCAACUCCACUGAUUCAGCCCAUAGCACUGGGACAAACACAAGCUACUCUGCCCUCCACGCUUCUAGUGUUCAGAAUGAUACUGUGACUUCCCCACGCUCUCCCAAGGUGAAGCCAUUUCAAGAUGUUGAACCUCAAAACUCCUACAAGUAUGUCCCCCAGCCUGAAACCCCUAUUGAGAGGGACAUUAGGAUCGCAAGAGAGCGUGAAGAGGAAUUGCGAAAGACACAUACUUCACCCAAGCUUCCUCUACCAGCUGAGAGGGAGGUUGUGAUCAUAGAAAAAGAGGUGCCUCAGAAGACCCCAGAUCAUUCAGAUGGGCAUAAUGGAGUCACUUUAAGGACAAAGCCAAAAGGCAAUUCCACAAAUACACAAGAAAAGUUUACUUUCAGGAAAUCUCAAAACUUGACAGAAAGUAAGAUUCAUCAAGAACUUGAGGAGAUGCAGCAGAGAGAGCAAGAGCUCAAAAGCAGAUGGAAUCAGUGUAGUGAACCUAUGUAACAUCCACACAGGUAUGAGUUAGCAUGCUCAGUACCACAGGUUCUUGUACACAUGCUAUCAGUGAAGCAUUGACUAUUCCCUGCAUGAAGCAUGUCAGCAACAGUGCCAAUGAGCAGCUUGCAAUAUGUUCACACAAAAAUGCCCUGAUAAAAAUUUGUCAUGGUGCAGUGUCACAUGUCCUCCUGUGUAUACUUAGGAUAUGAAUGACAACCUUUGUGGCACACAGAGCUGAUUUUUAAAUGUCUUGCUUACCUUUAUGUAUUGACAAGAAUGUGAAGUUAUUCCAGUUAUCUUUGCAAAUAUUGGGAAAGGACCUUUUCAACUUUUAUAAUAAAAACCAGCAUGUAGUGCAGAGGUGCACAUAUAAUAGUAUGAUUCAGGAGUAUGCAGGUUCUCUUGUAAAUACAACAUUUGCAUGAUACACAUUGGGUGAAUCUUUUCCAUAUGUAUUUCCAUUAUAGAAUUUUUUAUUGAGGGUUUUUUCAUAGUAUUUUAUGUAUUCAGCAUAUUAUAUCAAAAUGAAGCAACAUUUUGAAGGUUUUUAUGUCUGAAAAUUGGCAUGCUGGUGUUUUGCAUAUAUCCACUACCACAUUCUACAACAUUGCAUUACUUUCAUAAAAGAUUAUAGAGCUGACAUAUUUCUCAUUAAAAUAUGCAUGUUUCCAUCAACAUUUUGAAGUCUUGACAUUUUCUUUUAAAACAAAAUGGGAGGACAUAAAAUUCCAUGUGCUGUAUCAACAAAACACUUAUGGCAGUUGCUCAAGCAUCCAUUUCAUGUACUGCAUACAAAUAAUGAAUUCUGUCUAAAUCAUGAUUCAUUGUGGAAGCCUUACAUUUACUUUAGAUAAUUUUAAUUAAAACACCAGGUCCCUUGAA
Molecule: messenger RNA, 6398 nt
Organism: Lingula anatina
Lineage: Eukaryota; Metazoa; Brachiopoda; Lingulata; Lingulida; Lingulidae
Biological process (GO): endosomal transport; endocytosis
Cellular component (GO): plasma membrane; cytoplasm
Molecular function (GO): calcium ion binding; protein binding
Source: RefSeq, a predicted model, not a curated record